GUCAAUCAAUGCUAGAGUCUGCUUGUUCAAUGUACAUUCUUAAUUCUGCCCAAAAACAGGUUUUACUCUGCAGUGGUUGCUUUAUUUAAGAAUGUCUACCUUUGACCAGUUUAAUCCAGACUUUUACCAAUCAAAUUAUGAUAUUAAUGACCAGCAGCAAACCUCAUAUAACUAUGGAGGUAGCAGUGGUCCUGAUUUAAGUAGUGAAUUUGAGAAUGGACACCCACAGCCCAAAAUAUUUGUUCCUUCAGAAAUGACACAAACUUCAAACCUCUAUGCAGGCCAUAUCUUCCAGCCACAAGAGCUGUACACUCCAUUCAGCCCAUCGUCCACAAUAUAUGGUGAUGACACUGAUGAUGAACCAUCACUUUUAGAAGAAAUUGGGAUCAACUUUGAUCACAUCUGGCAGAAAACCUUAACAGUUCUGAAUCCGAUGAAACCAGCAGAUGGCAGCAUAAUGAACGAGACUGACCUGACAGGACCAAUAGUUUUCUGUCUGGCAUUUGGAGCCACAUUGUUGCUGGCAGGUAAAGUACAAUUUGGCUAUGUUUAUGGAAUCAGUGUUUUGGGCUGUUUAGCAAUUCACACCCUACUGAAUCUGAUGAGUGUUACGGGGGUCUCAUACGGCUGUGUGGCCAGUGUCCUGGGCUACUGUCUCCUUCCAAUGAUCAUUCUUUCUGGCUGUGCAAUACUCUUUUCACUCCAGGGGAUGACUGGAAUUCCACUCGCUCUGCUUGUCAUUGGAUGGUGCAGCCUUUCAGCCUCAAAAAUAUUUAUCUCGACACUGGCAAUGGAGGGGCAACAGCUUCUUGUCGCCUAUCCUUGUGCCUUACUGUAUGGGAUUUUUGCACUUCUGACCGUUUUCUAAGUUAUAGUUUCAAUACUGAAUGUACAGCUUUCACCUUGUUUCAAAGUACAUUUUGUU
Messenger RNA from Hemiscyllium ocellatum (epaulette shark), 925 nucleotides. Its product is annotated as protein YIPF5-like. Gene Ontology annotation, biological process: vesicle fusion with Golgi apparatus; endoplasmic reticulum to Golgi vesicle-mediated transport. NCBI's taxonomy places the organism in Eukaryota, Metazoa, Chordata, Chondrichthyes, Orectolobiformes, Hemiscylliidae. The transcript is spliced from 6 exons. The coding region runs from base 92 to 868 and encodes 258 amino acids. Gene Ontology annotation, cellular component: trans-Golgi network. The record is from RefSeq and is a predicted model, not a curated record.